AUGUUGGGGACGGGAUUGCAGUUAACUCGGGAACGAGGAGAGGAUCGGUUAUAUAAUGCUGUGAGAGCGCGUAGAACUCACCGGACCGAUCAACUCCGUAGAGCACAAAGCGAUGUUUCCGAUGAUAAACCGGUUGAGAACCGGACAUGUGGGUCAGAUGAUUUGACUAAACCGGUAAAAGUUACUGUUCCGGCGUUUGAGAGUAAUUUGAAUCGGUUUUUGCAGUCGAUCACGCCUUGUGUUCCUGCUCAGUAUCUCUCUAAGACGACAAUGCGGGGAUGGAGGACGUGUGAUGUGGAAUUUGAGCCGUAUUUUGUGCUGGGUGAUUUGUGGGAAUCUUUUAAAGAAUGGAGUGCUUAUGGUGCAGGAGUGCCAUUAAUUUUGAAUGAUAGUGACUGUGUUGUGCAAUAUUAUGUUCCUUAUCUUUCUGGUAUUCAAAUAUAUGCCGAUUCUACGAAGAUGCCUCCCAAGUCGAGGCGAUUGGGUGAGGAUAGUGAUAGUGAUUUUAGGGAUUCAAGUAGUGAUGGAAGCAGUGAUUAUGAGCAUGAAAGAGGACUGAAAUGCUCAAGGGAACAGUGGAAUCAUCAUCAUUUAACAAAUGACUUUCCUCUUAGAAUGGAUAGAUUAUCGUUGAGAGAUCAACAUAUUGCCCAUCAAGAGGACUUCUCCAGUGACGAGGGUGAAUCUAUGAAUUGUCAAGGUUGCUUGCUAUUUGAGUAUCUUGAACGAGAUGCUCCUUACAGCCGGGAGCCAUUAGCUGAUAAGAUAUUGGAUCUUGCCUUCCGUUUCCCUGAGCUAAAGAUGCUAAGAAGUUGUGAUUUAUUACCUUCAAGUUGGAUUUCUGUGGCCUGGUACCCAAUUUAUAGAAUACCUAUGGGACCAACUUUAAAAGAUCUGGAUGCUUGCUUCCUGACAUACCAUUCUCUUCAUACCUCAUUGGGAGGUGGGCAAAGUGCACAGGCCCCUGUAAUGAUGUAUCCCAAUGAAGCGGACGGUGUGCCCAAGAUGUCCUUGCCUGUUUUUGGUCUUGCUUCCUACAAGUUCAAGGGGUCCUUGUGGACCUCUAAUGGUGGAUGUGACCGGCAGUUGGCGAACUCCCUAUUGCAGGCUGCUGACAAAUGGUUGAGACUGCUUCAGGUCAAUCAUCCAGACUUCCUGUUUUUCUGUCGCAGGUGA
Dovyalis caffra is the source of this 1176-nucleotide messenger RNA. NCBI's taxonomy places the organism in Eukaryota, Viridiplantae, Streptophyta, Magnoliopsida, Malpighiales, Salicaceae. The record is from the annotation of a GenBank genome assembly.